Molecule: messenger RNA, 1812 nt
Organism: Trichoplusia ni (cabbage looper)
Lineage: Eukaryota; Metazoa; Arthropoda; Insecta; Lepidoptera; Noctuidae
Product: paired mesoderm homeobox protein 2B-like
Exons: 2
Coding region: 389-991 (200 amino acids)
Biological process (GO): regulation of transcription by RNA polymerase II
Molecular function (GO): RNA polymerase II transcription regulatory region sequence-specific DNA binding; DNA-binding transcription factor activity, RNA polymerase II-specific
Source: RefSeq, a predicted model, not a curated record
UUAUGCUAAAUUUUAUUCUUUAGACAUUUUUUGUACAGAACCCUCAGGGUCGCGAGUCUGACUUGCUCUUGAGCAUUUUUUAUUAUUGAGUUAGUUAUUAUAUUGACAAUACAUACAGUACAAUACAAAACCGCUAUACUUAGGUAUUAUUUAUUAAGUACAUAACUGCUAUUUUGUGUGGGUUAGAUCCUUAGAAUAAUAGUAUAGAUCCUGAUCUUAUUAUACCUGUCACGGGACAAAGCUUGUCGGAUGGGCAUGUACUGUCUAAGACAAUUUUCACCAACUCUUACGUAAUUAAAACUACAUAUAUUAAAACUCCACAGUUAAAUAAAAAAAUAUAUUUACCAACGAAUUAUUUAGCGAAACUGGUGUGAUGAUCUAGUCAAAGAUGCGGGGUGCAAGUUAUCAAAACAUUGAGAAAUUUUGUAGACAACUGAAUAAAAUGGGGAACCUUUCUCCAACAGUGGGAUUCCACGGAUCUGAGAUAGGCUCUAUAAAAAAAAAUCCUGUCUUUACUAAUUCAAUGUUAUUUAUUGUUACAGCUGGCCUACCAUACAAAGUGUACGGUGGUCAUGAGGGUUCAUUGACGGAGAAGCGCAAGCAGCGAAGAAUAAGGACCACGUUCACGUCGGCACAGCUCAAAGAGCUGGAGAGAGCGUUCCAGGAGACACAUUACCCCGACAUCUACACUAGAGAGGAGAUCGCCAUGAAGAUAGACCUCACGGAGGCGAGAGUACAGGUCUGGUUCCAAAAUCGGCGUGCGAAGUUCCGCAAGCAGGAACGACUAGCUCAGCAGAAGGCAGGCGAGGCGCCAGUGAAGGCGGAGGGCAAGAGAGACAAGCCGACGUCGCCGGCGCCGUCGCCCCACCCGCCGUCUGCGCCCGCGCCGCAGCCCGCGCACCACGCGCUGCCUCACCUGUCGCCGCCAGACCUGAAACCUAUCACCUCGUCAGGUAGAUAUCGUAAGUUGUUCAACUAUUUAGGUUGUUAGUUAAGAUAGAACAGACAUAGAUAGAUCCAUCUAGAACCGCACUUUGAAAAGUGUUUAGACAUGGGUUGCGUUGAUCAUUGAUAGACGUUAAGGUAUAAUUCUGAUACGUCUGGAUUUUUUCUUUAUACUUAUGAGCCCAACUCAUUCGACAUGUCUUGUAGUAUCUAGAAGAGCAAUGUAUGGAAAGUUUUAAAAAGCCUAAAGUAGGGUGUAUAUCUAAGCUUUUAUGUGGAGUUACAAAUUAUGACCAACUCAAUCUAAACAAGAAUAAGCCCGGAUAUAAAUCAAAUGAAGUCGUCAAUAAAUAUGUUUAUAUCGUGGAAUUUUUAAGUAAUUUCCGCAAUGUGAGAUGAGACGAGUGCAGUGUUUACCUUACUCCCGGAUUUGGUGACGUCAUCGCUACAUUUAGAUGAUUACAACAUUAAGUCACAUUUGAUCAACUAUUUGCGGAGGGGUAUGCCGACGAAGUUCAGUUAAAACUGAACAUUAAUUUCUGCCAUGUUUUAAAGGGAAACUAUUAAAGUAAAGAGAUUUUAACGAACAUUAUUUUUACUUUCCACAAAUCCUGUGAUGACAUAGAAAACACGUUUUAUAUCACCAGACACUUGAAUAAAAGAAGUUAUAUGAGGGGAGAUGGAGGUUUAUGAAAAGUUAUAUUAAAAAAAAUAGAAGAAGACAUGUUUAUACGUUUCAUAACGAGUAUCUCACUAUUCAUUACAAGAAAUAAAUUCUAUCAUUAACUCCUCCACAUCCAUCUGACAUUUACUACCUGCUCUCUAAAAAAUAUUGGUCCAGUUUCUACCAAGCAUUUUAUAAUUAUA